Messenger RNA from Bactrocera neohumeralis, 1130 nucleotides. RefSeq lists its product as uncharacterized. The transcript has a single exon. NCBI's taxonomy places the organism in Eukaryota, Metazoa, Arthropoda, Insecta, Diptera, Tephritidae. The record is from RefSeq and is a predicted model, not a curated record. The coding region runs from base 243 to 1091 and encodes 282 amino acids.
ACAAACUGCUCUUACAUGAAAUUAAUGUCAAUCAAUAUUUUUUUUUUGUAUUCCACUUUUAUCAAACUCAUAUUUUAAAAUUAUAAAUAAAAAAUAUUAUUUUCUAUCUGGUUUUUCUAGCAAAAAAAAAUUCUUGCAUAAUAAAAAAUAAAAUUUAAAUUGUAAAAAAAAAGGCAAAAUUUUUAGUAAUAAAUUAAAAUAGUGCAGCUGUUACUUAAGACUUAAAAGCAAAACCUAGCAAAAUGCUUGUAACCACCUACCAACACGACUACGUGCCGCCCUACACCAAACGUUAUGAGUUCGUCAAAAAGCUAGACAAAGCGGAAAAGGAAAAAGAGGAGUGUCAAUGCAUUGAUACAGCAAAAAUCGAAGUGCCCAAAGCCGCACAAGAGAAGUGCGAAAGCACCGCGGAAUGGACUGGCAUUGCACCGAUGGGACGACUCAUCGAUCCACGCAUCAUACCGACCAAACUAACACCCGAACAAGCCGACAACUUAGCCAAAGACACGGAUGGCGAUUGCUUUAAAGCGCAACCGAAUCGUUUUCUGCAAAUACUGCGCACUGCCUAUCCAGAUUUGUAUGAUCGCCUGAAGCAAAUGCCUAAAGAUGAACUGAAUAGACGUUUGGAGCGUCAACGGCUCUUUACCACAUAUCAAAUUGAUUAUUGUAAUAUGAACGAAUAUCCGGAGGGUAUAUAUGAGAGUCUCAAAGAGAAGGAUGACACCGCUAAACUCAACGCAACGAAAUUACUGCAGAAAGAGGGCGCUUGCGAUGUCUUCCGCGCCAAUGUAAUGAAGGAAUUGGACAAUCAAACACGCAAUCCGACCAUCACAGAUCCCUGCGAACACGCGUACAAGCCGUUCAAGAUCUCCUUUACGGACAGCGCACGCUUCAUCAAUAGCGGCAAUAAUUCGCAUUGGCGCAGCAAAGCGUUUGUCACACGCACCAAUUUCUCCGAGUAUAUGGAAACGAUUAGCCGCAAUGGUUGUGUUAUUAUGAAAAAUAACAUACAUGAUCACAGCAAGUGCGGCAGCAAUGGCAAACACUGCCGUCAUCCGCUGCUGAAUGUGUGCAUAAAUCAUGUGCGCUGAGUGCAGAGUGUGCGGAAUGCGUGCAGAACUCAAGUUUGU